UUGCCGGGGCUGGGUGGAGGAGCGCGGAUAGCUCCGCGUCCUCAUCAACGGGCUGGGCGGCUAGGCGUCCGAGGAGGAGCAGUCCCGGGCCCGCCGCGGCGUAGGGUCCAGCCAUGGCUCCCCGGGUCGCGGCAGCCGGCGGGGGUCCGGGCCCCCUCGGGACGCGCUGAGCUCCUGAGCCGCAGGUGCACCUGGGCGGGUGCCGUCCAGGCUCCCGCGGAGAGCGCGCGGGGCACCAUGCGCCCCAGCCUGCGGCCGCUGGUGCUACUGCUCGUCUGCGCCGCGCUUUCUGUUGGAGCCCUCCCCCGACUGUGUGAUGUGCUGAGGGUGCUGCGAGAGGAACAGGACCAAUGCCUGCAGCAACUCCCCAAAGAGAGGACAGGAGACCUUGGUACAGAGCAUCCAGCCCCAGGCUGUCUGGGGCUGUGGGACAACGUGAGCUGCUGGCCCUCCUCUGCUCUGGGACAGACUGUGGAAACGGAGUGCCCCCGAUUCCUCCGGAUGCUCACAGGCAGGAAAGGUAACAUGUUUCGAAACUGCACACAGCAUGGCUGGUCGGAAACCUUCCCCAGGCCUGACGUGGCCUGUGGGGUCAACGUGAAUGACUCGUCCAAUGAGAAGCAGCACGAGUACCUGCUGAAGCUGAAGGUCAUGUACACUGUGGGCUAUAGCUCCUCCCUGGUGAUGCUCCUGGUUGCUCUCAGCAUCCUCUGUGCUUUCCGGAGGCUCCACUGCACCCGCAACUACAUCCACAUGCACCUGUUCGUGUCCUUCAUCCUGCGAGCUUUGUCCAACUUCAUCAAGGAUGCGGUCCUCUUCUCCUCAGAUGAGGCAGCCUACUGUGAUGUCCACAGGGCAAGCUGUAAGCUGGUCAUGGUCUUCUUCCAGUACUGCAUCAUGGCCAACUACACCUGGCUGCUGGUGGAAGGCCUCUAUCUUCACACGCUGCUCGUCAUCUCCUUCUUCUCAGAGAGGAAGUACCUCUGGGGGUUUGUCUGCCUCGGCUGGGGUUCCCCAGCCAUUUUUGUUGUUUCGUGGGCUCUCACCAGGUACUUUCUGGAAGAUGUUGGGUGCUGGGACAUCAAUGCCAACGUGUCUGUCUGGUGGGUCAUCCGAGGGCCUGUGAUCCUCUCCAUCCUCGUUAAUUUCAUCCUUUUUAUAAACAUUCUGAGAAUCCUGAUGAGAAAACUUAGAACCCGAGAAACAAGAGGAAAUGAAGUGGACCAUUAUAAGCGCCUGGCCAAGUCCACUCUCCUGCUGAUUCCCCUCUUUGGGAUACACUACAUCAUCUUUGCCUUCUCCUCAGAGGAUGCCAUGGAGAUCCAGCUGUUUUUUGAAUUGGCCCUUGGCUCAUUUCAGGGCCUGGUGGUGGCCGUCCUCUACUGCUUCCUCAAUGGGGAGGUGCAGCUGGAGGUUCAGAAGAAGUGGAGGCAGUGGCACCUCCAUGGGCUCCCCCUGUGCCCUGUGGUCCUUGGCUCUUCCUCCAGCAAUGGCAUCAGCGGCCUCACCCACAGUACCAAGGCCAGCCCCUCAGAGCAGAGCCGGGGCUCCUGCAGGACCAGUGUCAUCUGAGAGGAUGGAGGCCGGGACAGGUCCGGGGAGGGCUAACGCUGAUGGAUGGUCUGUCUGCCCACAGACUUCUUCCUGUGGCUGAGGCCCUCUUCCAGGCCUUGGCUUUGGGGGUGAGGUGGAGAUAAUUCCUCAGAACAAGGAUCUUGGGGCACCACAGGGCGGGAAGAGGGCCUGGGACUUGGGUCUGUUGUGUUCUGGGAAGGGCAGUUUGGGGGCCCAGACGGGGCAGGGAAAUAUAU
Manis javanica (Malayan pangolin) is the source of this 1811-nucleotide messenger RNA. It is a transcript of the gene SCTR, whose product is annotated as secretin receptor. The record is from RefSeq and is a predicted model, not a curated record. Lineage: Eukaryota; Metazoa; Chordata; Mammalia; Pholidota; Manidae. Gene Ontology annotation, molecular function: peptide hormone binding; G protein-coupled peptide receptor activity; secretin receptor activity. Gene Ontology annotation, biological process: adenylate cyclase-modulating G protein-coupled receptor signaling pathway; cell surface receptor signaling pathway. Gene Ontology annotation, cellular component: plasma membrane.